Messenger RNA from Dovyalis caffra, 174 nucleotides. The record is from the annotation of a GenBank genome assembly. Lineage: Eukaryota; Viridiplantae; Streptophyta; Magnoliopsida; Malpighiales; Salicaceae.
AUGGCCCAAAAGAAAUCAAAGAAGAAUCUCUCCGAGAUAUUCCAUCGAGCCGCGGCUAAACCGCCGCCCUGGGGCCUUUCUGAUAAAACGUGGCCCAUUUGUGAGAACAAUCACCUACAUGAACUCAAGAGAAAUACCACCAGUAUUUCAAGAGUAUCCUUCAUUCGCACUUAA